GGCGCGGCGGAGGCACCGCCCCCUCACGUGACGGGCGGAGGCGGGGCGCUGGCCGGAAGCGGAAGCGAACGGAGCGGGACGCCGCGCGGGUGGUGGCUGAGUCCGAGGUGCAGCCAUGGUGUCCGGCAAGCAGCUGGCUGACUUCGGUUACAAGGCCUUCUCCGGCUCCAUGGUGCUGCUGACGGUGUACGGCGGGUACCUCUGCGGCGUCCGCGCCUACCGCCUCCUCCAGCGCCAGCGGGAGCGGCAGGCCGCGGCCGGCCCCGACCCCUGAGCGCGGCCUGGGACCCCGUGCCGUCUGUCCCGGCUGUGGGGGGAAGCAGGGCACGGCCACGGCCACAUGGCCUCCCCAGGCUGGGGGAAGGGAGCUGGGGCAUAAUAAAAACGCUGUGGAAACGCCGAA
This is a messenger RNA of Phalacrocorax carbo (great cormorant), 403 nucleotides long. The record is from RefSeq and is a predicted model, not a curated record. Lineage: Eukaryota; Metazoa; Chordata; Aves; Suliformes; Phalacrocoracidae.